UUUUUUCUUUUUUCAAAGAUUAAGAAAAGUUAGAAGUAACUACCAAAACCUGUCAGUUUUGUAAAUAUUGCGGGAGGGUUUUUGUAGUGUAAUUUCACAAGUUCACUCUAGUGCAUAACAUAACCCAAGACAAAACCUUUCAAUUUUCACAUUUAAAUUUGUUUACUCUAUAUGGUUGUGUGUAAAUAUAUGUAAAAGAGUGUUAGAGACACGAAAUAAGGAUAAGAAGAGGGGAAGUUGAAAAAUGGGUUCUUUGAGAAAUGAAACAGAAAGGGUCUUGCAUGAAGAAUUAGAAGAAGAAGAGGAACCAAUUUUGAAAGAACAACCCCAAAAGUAUUGCACCUUUCCAAUUAGAUACCCACAACUUUGGGAAAUGUACAAGAAAGCACAAGCUAGUUUCUGGACUGCUGAGGAAGUUGAUCUCUCUCAGGAUUUUCAGCAAUGGGAAGCCUUAUCUGAAUCCGAAAAGCACUUCAUAAGUCAUGUUCUGGCAUUUUUUGCCGCAUCAGAUGGGAUUGUGUUGGAAAAUUUGGCUGCUAGAUUUCUGAAUGAUGUGCAAAUUCAAGAGGCACGCGCAUUUUAUGGUUUUCAAAUUGCAAUGGAAAAUGUUCACUCGGAGAUGUACAGCUUGCUUUUGGAGACUUAUAUCAAGGACUCGAGGCAGAAAAAUAAGCUUUUUAAUGCAAUUGAAAGCAUUCCUUGUGUCUCACAAAAGGCCAAGUGGGCUUUGAAUUGGAUACAGAGUUCCAGCUCAUUUGCUGAGAGGCUAGUUGCUUUUGCAUGUGUUGAAGGAAUUUUCUUUUCAGGAAGCUUUUGUGCUAUCUUUUGGCUGAAAAAGAGGGGGUUGAUGCCGGGAUUGACUUUCUCAAAUGAGCUGAUUUCUAGGGAUGAGGGUCUCCACUGUGACUUUGCUUGCCUUCUGUAUAGUUUUAUGCGAAAGCAAUUGACUAGGCAAAAGGUUCAUCAAAUUGUGCAUGAAGCUGUUGAUAUUGAGACUGAAUUUGUCUGUGAUGCCCUUCCCUGUGCAUUGAUUGGCAUGAAUGCAGAACUAAUGAGUCGGUACAUAAAGUUUGUUGCUGAUCGCCUCCUGGUUGCCUUAGGGUACGACAAGAAGUAUAAUGUUGAAAACCCCUUUGAUUGGAUGGAAUUUAUUUCGCUUCAGGGCAAAGCCAACUUCUUUGAGAGAAGAGUUGGUGACUAUCAGAAGGCUUCUGUGAUGUCAAGCUUGCAAGACAAUGGCAAGAAUUUUGAGUUCAAAAUGGAUGAAGACUUCUAGAGUUUUUUCCUUUGCCUUUUUGGUCCCCUCAAUAAGAAAGUUACUUCCUCUAGCACUAGCAUCACCUUGAUGCUGAAAGAUGGCAUCUUUUUGUGGUAUGAUUCCUUGAGGAUCAAAUUAUUUAUAGUCAAUACCUUUUUUCAUCACAUUUAGUAAGGCAAUACGUGAAGAAAAAGCUGCGUAUUUGUCAAACAUGUUAGUUGGUAGUUAUGAGUGUGUGUUAGACUUUGAAAACUGUGUGCAACUCGUUGGCCAUUCACUUGUUGCCUAGUAGGGGUGAAGAUAUUGAAAAUCAUCUUUAGGUGGAUUGGCUCAAUCA
This is a messenger RNA of Lycium ferocissimum, 1595 nucleotides long. Its product is annotated as ribonucleoside-diphosphate reductase small chain A. The record is from RefSeq and is a predicted model, not a curated record. Gene Ontology annotation, molecular function: oxidoreductase activity. NCBI's taxonomy places the organism in Eukaryota, Viridiplantae, Streptophyta, Magnoliopsida, Solanales, Solanaceae. Gene Ontology annotation, biological process: deoxyribonucleotide biosynthetic process. The transcript has 9 exons. Bases 245 to 1276 code for a protein of 343 amino acids.